Molecule: messenger RNA, 1052 nt
Organism: Arabidopsis arenosa
Lineage: Eukaryota; Viridiplantae; Streptophyta; Magnoliopsida; Brassicales; Brassicaceae
Source: the annotation of a GenBank genome assembly
UCUCUUAUAUUUUCCAUUGGUAUUUCAAACUUUGUACUACUAAAAUCAUAACAAAGUCUCCAAAUUGUAGUGAAAAAAGAUCUUUCAACAACAAUGAGCUAUUCUCGUCAAAGCAUGGCUUCCGGUAGUAGAAGUACAAGGGGCUAUGAGUUUGGAAGGACUUAUGUUGUGAGGCCUAAAGGAAAGCACCAAGCUACUAUUGUUUGGUUGCAUGGUCUUGGAGAUAAUGGCUCCAGUUCUUCUCAGCUCUUGGAGAGCCUACCUCUUCCAAACAUAAAAUGGAUCUGUCCAACUGCUCCUUCGCGUCCUGUUUCGCUUCUCGGUGGAUUCCCUUGCACUGCCUGGUUUGACGUGGGAGAAAUUUCUGAGGAUCUUCAUGAUGAUAUAGAAGGCUUAGAUGCUUCAGCUGCACAUAUUGCUAACCUCUUAUCAGCUGAACCAACAGAUGUCAAAGUUGGGAUAGGAGGUUUCAGUAUGGGUGCAGCAAUAGCUCUCUACUCCACGACGUGCUACGCUCUUGGGCGUUAUGGAACCGGACAUCCUUAUACUAUUAACCUACGAGCUACUGUAGGACUUAGUGGUUGGCUUCCUGGUUGGAGGAGCUUAAGGAGCAAAAUAGAAAGUUCGAAUGAGGUUGCGAGGCGCGCUGCAUCGAUACCAAUCAUACUUGCACAUGGAACUUCUGAUGAUGUAGUUCCUUAUAGAUUUGGAGAGAAAUCUGCUCAUUCACUUGCUAUGGCUGGAUUCCGACAAACUAUGUUCAAACCAUAUGAAGGGCUUGGUCACUAUACGGUUCCUAAAGAAAUGGAUGAGGUAGUUCACUGGCUCGCCUCAAGGCUUGGUCUCGAGGGCUCGCGUUAAACUCUGCAAGCAUCUUCUAAGCAUCUAUAGCUACUAUACAAUGGUGUAGAAUAUUUAUAUUAUAUAUAAGGGGUGGGGGUUUCUUGGGGUAUACGGUAUUCUCAUGUUUCUACUGUUUUGUGAUUUAUUCAUGCUUUUCUGCUGUUCAAUUCUUGAUUAUGAAUAAUAAUAAAUAAAAAGGCUCUUUGUGC